UUACUCCGUGAAGCAAGCGGGACGGUGCCGGGUGUGCGUUAGAGGCGUUAGAGCCAGUUAGAGCCGAUUGGAGAGGUUGCGGGGGAGUCGGCGAACCUGACUUUGUGCUCGGUGAGGCUUGUGAUCUGUGAGAAUCGUCAACGUCGGCUAAACCCGCCGUCAGCGUUCGUCGUGUCGUCGUUAGCGUCUCCAUCGUCGCGCCGUCCGCGAAGAUGUUUCACCUGCGGAGCCUCGCGCGGUCGUCGUCGAUCGCCCUGAAACAGGCGCCGGGUAACGACGUGCGGAGCAUGCUGAGGCGGGUCACGCCGGCCGCCUGGCACGCGGCGACGGCCCGCCGCGGCUACGCCGACCACCAGAUCCCGGAUCGUCUCAAGGACGUGGCCGAGGCGCCGAAUCCGCGAUUCUUCGACAUGGUCGAGUACUUCUUUCAUCGCGCCUGCCAGAUCAUCGAGGACAAGCUGGUCGAGGAUCUCGACAAGCGCUCGCGCGUCUCGAUCGAGGAGCGCAAGAAGAAGGUCAAGGGUAUCCUGAUGCUGAUGGAGCCGUGCGACCACAUACUCGAGACCACGUUCCCGCUCAGGCGCGACUCCGGCGACUACGAGAUGAUCACCGGCUAUCGCGCCCAGCACUCCACCCAUCGAACGCCGUGCAAAGGAGGUAUUCGUUUCUCGAUGGACGUUUCACGGGACGAAGUUAAGGCCCUGUCGGCCUUGAUGACAUUCAAAUGUGCGUGCGUCGAUGUACCGUUCGGUGGCGCAAAAGCCGGAAUUAAGAUCAACCCGAAGAACUAUUCGGAGCACGAACUGGAGAAAAUUACCAGAAGAUUUACGUUGGAAUUAGCGAAGAAGGGAUUUAUCGGACCUGGAGUUGAUGUUCCCGCUCCCGAUAUGGGCACUGGCGAACGAGAAAUGUCGUGGAUAGCCGAUACUUACGCAAAAACUAUCGGCCAUCUCGACAUCAACGCGCACGCUUGUGUUACUGGCAAACCUAUCAAUCAGGGCGGUAUUCAUGGUCGUAUUUCCGCGACAGGACGUGGAGUGUUUCACGGAUUAGCAAAUUUUAUCAACGAAGCUGGUUACAUGGGCAUGAUCGGUACUACGCCCGGUUGGGGAGGUAAAUCAUUUAUUCUCCAAGGUUUUGGUAAUGUUGGUUUGCACUCUAUGCGUUAUUUACACCGCGCGGGCGCCGCAUGCAUAGGUGUGAUCGAACACGAUGGAGCCAUUUAUAACCCAGAGGGUAUCGACCCAAAGGAAUUGGAAGAGUACCGCAUAGAAAACGGGACUAUCAUUGGCUUCCCUGGUGCCAAACCAUAUGAAGGCGAAAAUCUCAUGUACGAACCAUGUGAUAUAUUUAUACCUGCGGCCACAGAGAAAGUAAUAACCAAAGAGAAUGCUGGACGUAUCCAGGCAAAGAUUAUCGCAGAAGCUGCUAAUGGACCGACUACCCCUGCCGCAGAUAAGAUUCUGAUCGACAGGAAUAUCCUUGUAAUCCCGGAUUUGUACAUUAACGCCGGUGGUGUCACAGUCUCGUUCUUUGAGUGGUUAAAGAACUUGAAUCACGUUUCAUAUGGCCGCCUUACUUUCAAAUACGAAAGGGAGUCUAAUUAUCAUCUCUUAGAAUCGGUGCAAGAGUCUCUAGAGCGUAGGUUUGGUCGCGUUGGCGGCCGUAUUCCCGUCACACCGUCCGAAGCCUUCCAGAAACGUAUAUCUGGUGCCUCCGAAAAAGACAUUGUCCACUCUGGUUUAGACUAUACAAUGGAGAGAUCCGCUAAGGCUAUUAUGAAAACUGCCAUGAAAUUCAAUCUCGGACUUGACUUGAGGACAGCCGCAUAUGCCAAUUCGAUUGAGAAGAUAUUUACUACUUACUCGGAAGCUGGUCUCGCCUUUUAAAUAUUUUAGUCGUUAGAUCGUAUGCAGCGAAUAUCGUAACCAACGAUAAAGACAAAGUCAGUUUUUACGUCAGUAUAACCAGCAAGAGAAGCGACCUGGAUUUAUCAUCCAAAAGAUAUUCACGAACAGUUGACAGUUAUGCCAAGUUGUAAGAGGUAAAGUAUCUGAAACUUGCGAUGGAAGCGUAUCCCAUGCAGAAUCAUUACUCGUCAUGUUAUGCAUCGUGACGGUUUGCCUAGUUACGUGUGUAGCCUCAUAGAUCAGAUAUUAUGACACCGUUAAGUAACAGUACGAAAUAACUCCCGAAGGAAGGUCGAUAUCGACUAUUUUUUUUCUCUGUAAGGUAGGAAAGGCCAGGCUCAAUGCAUUUUUAUAUUUUACUUCUACGUAUAGGAUACGGAGAAGUAUCGUUAUACAAAGCUGCCGUCGAGAUAAUCGCUAUUUAUGAAUAGCGGACUUAUAAUUCGCUAUUUUUUUCGAGUAUGCCAUUUUAAUGAUAUUGCUGUAUUUCAUUGCACUCACAUAAGGGAAACAUUCGUGAUUUUAUCUUACGACAAGAUUGGCUCUUACAGAGCAGAGAGAGAGAGAGAGCGCAAUGAACGAUAUUUCUCGGAUGUUACACGCAACAUAAUUGUUAUACAUAUGCGAUAUUCUAUUAAUAAAGAUACUCAAAUUCUGAAAGUAAACUCUUUCAUAUACAAACGAAUACGUAAAUGCGUUGUUUGUGGUUGCGUUUGAUACAUCAUAUACGUAUACUAACGGAUGCUACCGUAACGAAUGUGUAGUACUUGUCCAUUACACUUUGCAAGUAUAAAAAUAUGAAAAUUGAUAGAUUAUAACUAAUACCGUUUUGUCGAUUUAA
Temnothorax curvispinosus is the source of this 2751-nucleotide messenger RNA. RefSeq names its product glutamate dehydrogenase, mitochondrial (gene Gdh). The record is from RefSeq and is a predicted model, not a curated record. NCBI's taxonomy places the organism in Eukaryota, Metazoa, Arthropoda, Insecta, Hymenoptera, Formicidae. Gene Ontology annotation, biological process: L-glutamate catabolic process. Gene Ontology annotation, cellular component: mitochondrion. Gene Ontology annotation, molecular function: L-glutamate dehydrogenase (NAD+) activity. The coding region runs from base 213 to 1889 and encodes 558 amino acids. The transcript is spliced from 8 exons.